AUGGAGCAGCUGCAGGCGCAGAUCGAGCGGGUGCUCUCCAGGGCCCUCGCCGCCGCGCACAGGCAAGUGCAGGAAGCCAAGGAGGAGUUAUCUGGAGAGAAGGCGUGGCUUGGGGAUCUGCAGAGACUGCUUAGGAUGAGCCAGCAGUUUAUGGUAGGCCAGGUUACUGCCCUGCACCCUGUGAGAGUCUUCCAUGAACUGCCGGUCGCAGAAAACCAUCGUCCGGAUACUGAUACUAAUGGUGAGAAUUCAGUACCAGGUCUCUCCCGAGGAACAAUGUUUGAUAGGACGCACUUGAUUUCUGUGUGUGAAGUAUAUGCGGCUAACAUAAACAUCCUUCUAUCAAUUUCUGUAACCAUUGUGAGAAGAAAUGAGACACUUCCACACGAGAACGGAAAUAGAACACAUCUUUUCAAUGUUAUCAAAUCUCCACACGUUCGUCACUUGACAUUUUUUGGUUGGCACAUAGCAAAGCAUAAAACAAAGCAGCAGUGUUACAGUCAGAAGGAGCUUCAGAGGUCAGCAGCUGUGUUGGGCUAUAGGGGUUGUGAGAUUGAUUAAUUGUACUUUUUUAGAUAUAUUGAGGUUGAUUAAUCCUGUCUUUUUAUAAAUCUACCAUGUACAUAGCAUAAUAGUACAUAUCUAUGUUAGUUAGAAAAUAAUGAUGCAUGAUUAAAGAGAUGUACAAAACAAAUGAUGCAUGAUUAAA
Molecule: messenger RNA, 709 nt
Organism: Brachypodium distachyon (stiff brome)
Lineage: Eukaryota; Viridiplantae; Streptophyta; Magnoliopsida; Poales; Poaceae
Exons: 3
Coding region: 1-561 (186 amino acids)
Source: RefSeq, a predicted model, not a curated record